AUGGCAUUGUACCUAGAGGGAAUAAUGUCAACAUUUUGUUGGUCAAUUGAUUUAUUGGGUCAAAUAAGCAGCAAAUAUGCUGGUAGACGAGGAGUUCCACAUUCGUCAAGUCUUAACGAAUUAUUACAACUAUGGAUGACAUGUAAAGCUACGAGAUGCUUAAUGGAGAUAUCCACGCAAUGUAUUGCAAUGUUGAUAAGUAGCUGUCCAGAUCACUGUGUAGAUGCCUUGUUGGAUACAUCUGUGUUGCACUCACCACACUUUGAUUGGGUUGUAGCACAUAUUGGCACAUAUUGGGUGAGUUUAGAGAGUAAUGAUGAGCAGCAGUUAUCCACAGUUCCAUUCCUACUACAGCUGGCUUCUAUGUCACCAAUGUUAUUAAAAGUCAUCACAACGGACCUGGUAGAUUGCUUAACUCCUGACAUUCUGAAUAGACUGUCCUGCCAGUUUGCGAGAAGUUCCACAAUUUUACAAGAAGCCGAUGGUCUGAUCACUUUGGUUGUUCACCUGAUAUGUAAAUCUGGUAGCGGUGCAUUCAAAUUGUUUCAGUUUGUUCUGGAGACAGCAGCACCAAAUUUAGAAGAAAGGGAUUCACAGAGCUAUGUUGUUACACUGCCUCAUGUACAACAAUGUGCAGCACUUAUAUUGGAUUUAUUGCUACUAGAUCUACAAAGAAACGUGUAUUCCAAGUCAUUUGGAAAGACAGAAGUGACAGAGAUACCAUUUUUGAUGGAAUUACAAAGGCAUUCUAAUGAUUUAUGUAGAUUCAUAUUAACUGCCACAAAUAAACGGUUAUACUGGAUUGAAAGAUUACUGUCAGUUAUUGGUGUUCAUUGCGGUGAAAGUUGUGCUUCAGAUAUACUCUGUUAUCUACUCAUUAAUGCUUCCUCACAAGACAAGGCCAGCCAAGUAAAAUUAUUUUUAAAUCUUCAAGCAGACUUUGAAAGUUGUUUGCCAGAUGUGAUGCAAACUGCUGUACAGAAUUCACUUUAUUCAUUACAACACAUAACAGAUAAACAGGGGAAUGGUUUCCUGUUUGGAGGAAAGUUAGAUGCGAAUGAGCUGACCAUGAAGGUACCUGAACCCAAGGUAUCAUUGCAGAAAGAGAAUGAAAAGCAUGCAUUGUCUGUGACAUUGCCUGCUACAGCUUCCACUGUAUUCCAUGCUGGCAUCAUUGGUCAAGGAUUGAAACCCAAAGUAGUGAAUAAAAUCCCACCACAGCCAAGAUUGAUGCAGAAUAUCCAGUCUGUGUUAGAUGUUUUAUAUUUGUGUGGUUGUGAUGACAGAUGUGUAGAUGGAGAAAUAUCAGAGUCAUCUGCUACAACCAUGGCUGAGUUAUUAGUUGAUUCAAUCUGUCCUGAUGUAACGCAUGCUGGUGUAAUAUGGCCAGACGAAGAAUUCAUGAAAUAUACAGUAGAAAGAGAUUUACAUAUCAAGAGAAGUUUUGAGGAUAAUCCAAUUUUAAUGCAUAUUUUGAAAAUUAUUGCUAAAGCUAAACCAAUACUAUGUAAAUGUACAGUGUUAGUCUAUGGUUUAUUAGCUACUUUAAUAAAUUACUGGGAAGCAAAUCGAGAGAAAAAAUCCAGUCUGUCACCAAAAAAACUGCACAUAUCAAGUGAACUUGUGCAUUGUAUGGCAUUGAUUCAAGAUGGUGGAAAGUUGAAUACUUAG
Molecule: messenger RNA, 1671 nt
Organism: Saccoglossus kowalevskii
Lineage: Eukaryota; Metazoa; Hemichordata; Enteropneusta; Harrimaniidae
Product: integrator complex subunit 5-like
Biological process (GO): snRNA 3'-end processing
Cellular component (GO): integrator complex
Source: RefSeq, a predicted model, not a curated record